AUAUGAUUUUAUUUCCUAACGAAUUAUUAUAUGGCGAAGAGUUAAAUACUGCUCUCCAGGAAAUGCACGCAAACAAACGAUACGCUAAAUUAGUAUUUUAUCUAGAUACAUGCGAAUCAGGCUCAAUGUUUAACAACUUGUUACCCAAUAAUAUAAACGCGUACGCCGUGUCGGCCAGCUCGCCGGACCAGGUGAGUUGGCAAGCGUUUUGUGACGAUCCAAAGCUACAAGCUUGUUAUGGUACAUUAUUUGGAUAUUACUGGAUGAUGGAUAUCCAGCGACUAACAUCGGCAACACUGCAGCAACAGUUUGACAAUAUAUUUGCAUUUACUAACAAUAGUGACCGACCUGUAGAACCCGGUGAUACUCAACAAGCGCAACAAUAUGGUAAACAAAAAAUCAUGGAAAGUAUUGACGACUCAGUCAAUGAAGUCUACAGUCGGCUAAACACUAGAGAUGUGCCAUUAUUUAUGGCUAAGAGUGCUGUCAAACAAACGCUGAGUAUCACUGAGAAAAUACGUAAAAUCUGCAAGGAGUCAAAUGAUAUACUUCAUAUGGCCAGACGAUCUCUUACAGAACUCUGUGCUGUGAAUAGAUCGGGUCCAGGACUUUUGGUUCAUAACAAAGAGUUGUUCACAACAUGGAGAGUAGUUCACAGCAUAGAAGGUUCACAGCAUAGAGUUCCCACUAAUCCAUACGUUUUGGGAAAACUGUAUAUAUUUGUGAAUAUAUGCGAAGAAAUGCGUGAAUCGAGUGAUGCGGACAUCAAUGCUGUCAACCAAUUGCUGAUACAAUACUGUCAACAAAAC
Messenger RNA from Medioppia subpectinata, 809 nucleotides. Lineage: Eukaryota; Metazoa; Arthropoda; Arachnida; Sarcoptiformes; Oppiidae. The record is from the annotation of a GenBank genome assembly.